AUGGCCGAUAUAUUUGAUAUGGAUGGCUACGAGCAGCAACAACAACAACAGCUGCUUGCAAAUGGUAUAUCCAAAUUGAGUCUAGGUUUGCGCCAUAACCCCGACAUGCAACUCAACUAUAAGCUACUCGAUACUGAGGAUUUAAACAAUGACAUCAACGAUAAGAAUUGCAACAAUAACAAUGAUAUACCAGAAGUAGACGAAGAUCAAGGUGAUGAGGACGAUAGAUUCAACGAGAACCAUGCAGUUCGAGACUAUUAUCCUACUGAGAGCGCGCCAAUCAGGAUACAUGGCGACCUACGGCAAUUGCAAGUACCUAACCUUGAUUCUAGCCAAAGACCACCCUUUGCUAGACCGCGUCGCAAAUCCUCAAUAGUCUCUUCGUAUGAGGUCAGAAUUGGACAAGAAGACUUUAUAUCCUCAAGCUUGGUGAUAGAUAACACUACAUUUGUUGAUGGAACAGAGAGUAUUCGGGCUCUGCAAGCUCCCAUUUAUAAACCCAAACUAACUGAUUUUGAGCCAAUAAAAGUCUUGGGGAAAGGAUCAUACGGCAAAGUUUUACUUGUACGGGAAGUACGUACUGGCAAGCUCUUUGCGCUGAAACAACUACAAAAGGCAUCACUUAUCAUCAACCAAGAUGAGGGCGACGUACCAGAAUCCGACCCAAAUGCAACAAUACCAACAACAAUACCAACAACAGAACCUAAAUUGCACGCGAAAAAUUAUCAACGUACACUUAGUGAGAAACAAAUCUUGGAGAUUGUCAAUCACCCAAACAUUGUCAAGCUAUACUAUGCUUUUCAGGACAACAAUAAGUUGUACCUCAUCCUAGAAUACUUACAAGGUGGGGAAUUGUUCCAUCACUUGUCAAUGGAAAAGUUUAUGAGUGAAAAAAGUGCCGCUUACUACAUUGCACAAUGCAGUUUGGCACUCCACUACUUACACACAAGAGUCAAAGUUAUUUACAGAGACUUGAAACCAGAAAAUUGCAUGUUGAAUGCUAGAGGUGACUUGGUCUUGACUGAUUUUGGCUUGAGCAAAGUUGCGCCAGAUUCUGAUGACCCCAGCAAGAAACUAAAUUCGAUGACCGGUACAAUUCAGUACAUGGCACCCGAAGUCAUUGAAGGCCAAGAAUACGAUUACCUUGUUGAUUGGUGGAGCUUGGGAUGCGUCGCGUUCGACUUGCUUACAGGCUCACCGCCAUUCCCCGGCCUGAAUGCAGACAAGGUGUUGCAAAAGAUUAAAAAUUUUAAGAAAAAUUUAAAGUUUCCGUUUUACUUAAGCACAGAUGCCAAGGAUAUAUUACGCAAAUUAUUGCAAGUUGACCCGAACAAGAGAUUAAAUGUCGAUGAAGACUGGGAAAGAUUCAAAAAACACAAUUUUUUUCGCCACAUUGACUGGAGGAAAUUGGAAACUAUUGACAGCUUUGAUAAUAAACAUGAUGAUGAUGAUGAUGAUGAUGAUGAUGAUGAUUUCUUACCUCCAAUAUUGCCUAUCAUCACCGACCCUAUAUUAGCUGAAAACUUUGAUUCUGACUUCACCGAGAUGGAGUUUACGCCACACCAGCACGCUAGUCACUUAUCUCUGAAGCAAACAUUUUACAUGAAAGACUUUUCAUACAUCAAUCCAAAAUUUUUAGACAAUUUUAAGCCAAGUGAGGAGAAAAUCAUUGAAUAA
Lodderomyces elongisporus is the source of this 1677-nucleotide messenger RNA. RefSeq names its product putative protein kinase. Gene Ontology annotation, molecular function: ATP binding; protein serine/threonine kinase activity. Gene Ontology annotation, biological process: protein phosphorylation. The record is from RefSeq and is a predicted model, not a curated record. The transcript has a single exon. The coding region runs from base 1 to 1677 and encodes 558 amino acids. NCBI's taxonomy places the organism in Eukaryota, Fungi, Ascomycota, Pichiomycetes, Serinales, Debaryomycetaceae.